This is a messenger RNA of Ruditapes philippinarum (Manila clam), 2656 nucleotides long. RefSeq lists its product as uncharacterized. Bases 269 to 1522 code for a protein of 417 amino acids. NCBI's taxonomy places the organism in Eukaryota, Metazoa, Mollusca, Bivalvia, Venerida, Veneridae. The record is from RefSeq and is a predicted model, not a curated record. The transcript is spliced from 7 exons.
UAUUUGCAAACUUGGAAAUUAAUACAUACAUUGAUGGAAUAAGGAUGUAAUUGUCCUUAAUGUCAUACUAUGUAAACAACGAGAUCAAUAGCUAAACAUAUAUUUUACACUUAAAAGUGUUCAAGUAUUACUAAUGAUAAAAAUAUAAUAUAUGCACUUUUAUCACUGCAUGGCCAUUGUAUUAAAAUAUUAGUAAGCAUUGUAAUUAAAAUAUUUCAACGUACUUAGUCAUAAUGCCUAAGAUUUUAAAUAUUAACUUUCGUACGAAAUGCGCAAUCAAUUGACAAUGUUUGUGUUGAUAACAUCAAUGGUGUUUCUCUUUGGUCAAGUUCCUUCCAGUGCACUAGUAUUUGAUAAUUUGAAAGACAUUGAUGACUGCAGAGGUUGCAUUGUUGGUGAAGACGAGGAGCAGUUUCGCGUAUUGUGUAAGACAGCAGGAGAUUUACCGCCAAGUAACGUCAGUAUAACUAUAGGGAAUGAGUCAUUGAAACCGCUUGAAUAUGAUCUGAAACCAGGUUAUAUGGCGUUUUUUACUUUGAGAAACAAACACCAUAGGAGAAAUAUUACAUGCACAGUAAUGAACGAAGCACUGGUCUCUCCUUUGAUAACAACAGCUCUAGUAUACGUUAUAAAACAACCCAAGUUAAAGAAAUUAUCGGCACCAGAAACACUCAAUGAGGGAAAUUCUACUGAUGUUGAAUGUUCAGUUGGUGAUGCAAGACCUAUCCCUGAUGUGUAUUUUAGCAUUUCCGGGGUUAAGAUUUUCCCUAGCUAUCACGAAAUAAAUGUUGACCCUCUUUAUUCCAAUUGGACGUAUCAUUUUUAUCUGCCAACGUUCAAAAGACAAUGGAACCUAAAGAAUAUCACAUGCUGUAUUCAUAAAGAAUGGUACAUGACCAAAGAAGAAUGCACACAACCAAAACAAGUACAUUUUCUCUUUCCUCCAGCAACAAUCACACUAAAAAUCAAAGUUGAACAAGGUUUGCAACCACCACAAAUGUACGCUGUAUGUAUAUUAAAUGACUCAAACCCAGUAUAUAAAGCAAGCUUCAUGGCACCGAGUGGAAUCAUUGGUUCUGAAAUGUAUUCCACAAACUCAAGUCUAUCUAAUGACGCUUGGACGGCAGUAUACGCUGUGAACUUGAAAGUCAGUAAAGACGACAACGGCAAACAGAUAACAUGCGCUGCCGUCUCUCCUGACUUGAAUGAGAUAUUAAACCAGAGCUCAACGGUUGAUUUUCUAUAUUAUAGCUCUACGAAGACCAUAAAAUGGUUUUACAAAUGGCUGAUUUGGACACUUCUUGGUUCCAUUUUUGCUGCAUCUAUUGUUUUACUCAGCGUAUGUGUUGCCAUUGCAAUGAUCAAACAGAAAAGAACUAAAGCAUUAUCAACAGAAUUGGAAAGAAAUAUUGAUACCGAUGACAAAGUAGAUUAUGUUAACAUAGUUCUUUCACCGUAUGAAUUAGAUAAUUCACCGUGUAGAAAUGGCGCUUCGAACAAAACAUAUUCAACACCAAUGUGAACAACCAUCACUCAAUGUCAAUAACUUUUGAUUCCUAAUCUAUUUUGAAGUGAAAGGAGUAUUGUAAAUAGUGAAAUGGAUGUGAAAUAAUUUUUACAUUUUGAAAUUGAAGAGAAACAAAUGUUGUACAUACCUGAUUAGUGAGAAAUAUUGAUAAAUAACUGUAAACGAAAUAUUGAUACAUUUUCGAUAAUUAUGUGACAUUGAAAUUUACACAUAUGCAUCAUUGAAGUAUCAUAACUACAGAUGCAUAUACGAUAUGGAAGUGAAAGAAAUAUUGAAACUUAUCCAAUAUUAAAAUGAAAAAGAUAUUGAAUACAUUCGAUAUUGAAGUGAAGUAUUUAUAAAUACAUGUAUACUGUAUAUAUUCUAUAUUUAAAUGAAAAGUAUCGAUAUGUUUUAGAUAUGGAACUAAAAGAAAUAAUGAUGAAUGUUUGAUAUUGAUAUGAAAUGGAUAUUGAUGCAUAUUUGAUACUGAAGUGAAACAAGUGUUAUAAUACAGGACUUAUUAGAUAUUGAUGUGAAACAAGUAUUAGAUAUGGAAGUGAAAGAAAUGUUAAUACAUAUGUAUAAAUACAUAUUCUGUAUAUGACACAUAUUUGAUAUUGAUAAAAACAAGUGUUAACAUUGAUAGGUGUUGAUCCUUAAGUGAAAACAAAAUCAACAGGAAACAUGUAUUUAUUUGAACAAAAUGUAUUAAAAUGUAACAUAAGGAAAACUUAUUUUCCUAAGCGAACAUUGUUGCAUAAGAUAACAUUUCAGAAUUUGAGCACACAUCAAAACAUUUAAGCUUUGUCGAAAUUUCAUAGUGGAUUUCAAUAAUUAUCUAAUUUAAAACUUUGUAAUUUACUCUGACCCUAAUAAGACUUCGGCGUUCACAAUGGUGUUGAUAUAUAUUGUUUCAAAUUAUAUCUAGAAACUUAUUGUGAAUGCUUUAUGUCUAUAGACCUUUUGGUUUGCUAAAACAAUUAUAAAGGCCACUAAUAAGGUGUUGAUCCUUUAAGUAAUUGUGUAUAAUCCCAGCAUAUGCCUUGGUCACUAGUUUGAGGAUUUUCUUACAAUUACAUAAAAAUGUCAUUAUGUUUCUUGUAUAUGAUUAAAGAAAAGAAAAAAAUACAUCACAUACAUCUGCAA